AUGACGGAGACGGAGCGGCAGCUGUACCAGCAACUGCUCAACCAGCUAGAAGCGCCGCAGCAGCAGCUGCAGCAGGAGCAGGAGCAGCAGCAGCAGCAGCAGCAGCAGCAGCAGCAGCAGCAGCAAUGGGCCAGCAGCAGCUCGCCGCAGGGGCCCCUGGAGGCUCUUGGGGGUCCCCCUGCAGCAGCAGGGCCCUGGGCAGGCACGGAGACUGAAGCAGUUCUUAGGGGCCCCCAGCAGCAGGUCGCAGGCUUGCUGCUGCUGCUGCUGCUGCCGCUGCUGCUGCUGCUGCCGCUGUUGCUGCUACUGCUGCUGCUGAUUGGCCGGCAGCUGCAAUUCACGAGCGCACCAUAG
This is a messenger RNA of Eimeria tenella, 354 nucleotides long. RefSeq lists its product as uncharacterized. The transcript has 2 exons. NCBI's taxonomy places the organism in Eukaryota, Apicomplexa, Conoidasida, Eucoccidiorida, Eimeriidae. The coding region runs from base 1 to 354 and encodes 117 amino acids. The record is from RefSeq and is a predicted model, not a curated record.